Messenger RNA from Populus nigra (black poplar), 3162 nucleotides. RefSeq lists its product as uncharacterized. Lineage: Eukaryota; Viridiplantae; Streptophyta; Magnoliopsida; Malpighiales; Salicaceae. The record is from RefSeq and is a predicted model, not a curated record. The coding region runs from base 1683 to 2951 and encodes 422 amino acids. The transcript has 9 exons.
ACCUCUUCCUUGCACAGAUAUUUGAUAUUUCCAAGCUAAGCUACGCUCCCUAACCUUGAAAGAAAAAACAGGGAGCAAACAGAAGAAAUGAUGAUGGCCAUGGCAAUGAUGAUUGAAACCACCACAGCCGUCCGAUUCCCCCCCUUUCCCACUCCUGCUGCAAAUUUCUGCUCCUCCUUGCCACGCAGCAGCUCUGCCAUUUCUUGGUGACUUAAAAACAAAAUUUAAGAGCUUUCUGCUUUUUAAGAGCUUAAAAUGUGAACAUUCUAGCCACAUGAAUUGCAUUUUUGCCACUCUAGUGUGUGUUAUUAUCAUUGACAUUUGACAUGCUAUCUCUAAUAGCUUCAUUUCUUAGUUUUGGUUCCAUUUUGUACUGUAAAAGCAAGAGUUUUUAUAGAAAUGCAAUCUCUGAUUCAUGGUAUGGCAGUUGGUUUAGAUACCCUUUUGUUCUUUCUGUAUUUUUAGAGCUUUUAAUGUGUUUGCCAAAUAAAUUAUACUGCUCUCUGCCAUCUGUGUGGAGUAGUAUUUUUGUUCUCGAUUCUAUGCUUAGCUGCACUGGCUACUGUCAAGGUUAAAGUUUUUUCUGUUACAUUUCAAGAUAAUGAAAUUGGGUUUUUUAGGAUUAGUGGAAAUGCACCUGUUUUUUUCUCAGCUCCUCUGGUUCUUAAUCUGAAGUUAAAUUGGGAGUUUUGGGGUACAGAAGAAAGUAAUGAACCUGGUUCUGGAUUGGUUAAGCUUAGCUUAUUCGUGGAUCUGCGUAAAGAAAGGAAAUCAAAAGUGAGACUUUUUUAUGCUUAAGUUAGUAUCUUUGGCAGGCUACAACGGGGAACUGGUAUACAGUGAAGGGACUGUGGGUGUGUUGAUGGAGGUUAUGUACGUAUAAAAUGGUGAUAGAAGGUGAGAAUUGUUGUCCUUUUGGUGGAAUUCAGGAGUGAAUUAUGGUCAUGAAUUGGUUGGUUGACAGUUUAUAGUGGUUAGAGGGGUUAUGAUCGUAUGAGUUAGUCUUAAUCAAGGCAUGAACUCAAGGGUCUUCAUAUAUUGUAGAGAUCUCAGCUCUGAAAGUGAGUAGAUUUUAUUUGGGCCUAGUGUCACUCAAACCUGCACUCCAACUUGUGGAGCCUGUACUUUCAAGUGUUGAUUAGAGCUAGCUUUGGGCAUUCACAUCAUAAAACAAUUUGCUCAGCAUUAUGUUUUAGUUACAUAUCAGAAAAUGUACUACAAAGAGGUGAUUUCUCAAGUAUUAACAUUUAAACUUGAAAGGUAAAGGAUGUUAAAAGGAACACAAGAUUUUCGUUUUUAGAAAUAAUAUAUACCACAAACUUCCUUCCAGUUUGUAUGUGAUCUCAAAUUGUCGUAUUUUGGCAGAAGAUUGGAACUCUUAAAUCCUGCAUUACCAUUUUUUACCAGAAAACCGAGGACUUUACAUAUGCUUCUCUGGAAAUGGAAAAUGUUUUAAUUUUUGUUUGCUAAUGGUUCAUUGUUUUGUUCUUAUUUCUUCAAAUGCUUUGCAACAUUGUAUAAGUAGUUGCAGAUAUUAAGGACAAGUAGUUAUCAAUAUUAUUGCAGGAAUAAAUUUCAAGGGUUAAAUGGUGGUUCUUUCUUUAGAAGGAGCAGUCAUUUAAAGAGUAAGACUCAAGCGUCUGCAGAGAAUUUAGAUUCAAACUUGGAAUCUUCAGAGCAGAAUGGUCAAAUGCGAUACCAUCCAUUUGAGGAUAUUGCAGUGUCAACAUCACAAACAAGCAGUGAUGCUAUGCUUACACCUCAAGAAACAUCUAGGACUAUCGUUGAGUGUGUUAUUUCAGGCGAAAAGCAAAGCAACACUAAUGUUGACUGGUGUGAUAAAUGAUGAUUUUCAUGAAAACAUUAUCUGGCCAGACUUGCCUUAUGUGACUGACGAACAUGGGAAUAUAUACUUUCAAGUGAAGAAUGAUGAGGACGUUUUGCAAGCACUAACUACAGAAAAUAAUUUUGUGCAAGCCAUUAUAGGUUUUGAUGCCAUGGAGAUGCUCAGUGAGAUGGAGUCACUGGGUACAUCUGAAAUUGAUUUUGGGGUUGAUGAAAUUGAAGAUGAAGAUAGUGAUGUCGAAGAUGGGGGUGAUGAGGAUGAGGAUGAUGAUGACUAUGAUGAGGACUUGGUGGCUGUUCUUGAUGAUUCGGACGAGGAAGAUGAUUCUGACGAGGAACUUGGAGACUGGGCAAAAUUAGAGACGAUGCGUUCUUCUCAUCCAAUGUAUUUUGCCAAAAAGCUGGCUCAGGUUGCUUCAGAUGAUCCUAUAGACUGGAUGGAGCAGCCUCCUGCUGGUCUAGCUAUCCAGGGCCUUAUUAGACCUGCCUUCAUGGAAGAACACUCUGACAUCCAGAGGCACAUGUCUGGCAAUCAGUCUUGUGAUGCUGAUAUAAAUAAGGUUGGGAAAAGUGUAGAAGGCAAACUAGAAGAAUCUGGUGUGGUAAAUGGUCAUGAACACAAGUCAGGAUCAUCUGAAGAUAGUUCAAUGUGGGCGGAGGAAUCGGGGAAGGAUAAGGUCCCAAGAAGUGGAACUUCAUUUUACAAGCUGGAGAUGAUUAAAAUUCAGCUGAUUUCAGCUCAUGGACACCAAACUAUGGUCGAAGUAGAAGACUUUAUGAAAGCAAAACCUGAUGCAAUUGCACUUUCAGCAGCCAGAAUCAUAUCUCUAAUGAAAGCUGGUGGAGAAAAGAUUACACAGGCCUUUAAAUCUCUGUGCUGGAGAUGCAAGGGUAUUCAAGUGGAGGAGGCGGCAAUUAUUGACGUAGAUUCCCAUGGAUUUGAUUUGAGAGUUUGUUCUGGAACACAAAUCCAAACGCUGCGGUUUGCAUUCAAUUCACAGGCAACUUCAGAAUAUAGUGCUGAAAGACAGCUGAAUGACUUACUAUUCCCAAGGAUCCAAAGCAGGCUGCCGAAAAAGAAACCAACUCAUCAGAACGAUCACUAACAUAAUAACAUUGUCAAAUGCCAGAAUCCAGUUUUUUCUGGAUGGUUUGUUGUAUCCUUAGGUGUUGAGAACCAAACGUGUCUGUCUAUUUGUUAAAAACAUUUCUGCAGUUCGUGUUCAUAAGUAUUUAUUCAAUUGUAGUAAUGCCAUAUAAAAACAAUGCUAGAAUGAUCAUCGAGAAAUCCAGUUUUCCAAGCUGCUUAAAAGAAAA